Messenger RNA from Adineta ricciae, 855 nucleotides. The record is from the annotation of a GenBank genome assembly. NCBI's taxonomy places the organism in Eukaryota, Metazoa, Rotifera, Eurotatoria, Adinetida, Adinetidae.
AUGAAAACUAUAAAAAUUUAUCAAGUAGAUGCUUUUACUGAUGAAAUCUUCCGAGGAAAUCCCGCUGCAGUAUGUCCGUUAGACAAAUGGUUGAACAAUGAUUUAUUACAAAAAAUCGCCGCAGAAAAUUUUCUUCCUGAAACCGCAUUUUUCGUUCGAAAUGUCGAUUCAUCCAACAAUGAAAGUUAUGACAUCAAAUGGUUUACACCUGAAAUUGAAAUGGAUUUAUGUGGACAUGCCACAUUAGCUUCUGCACAUGUUUUGUUCAAUCAUCUUCAUUUAAAUACAAAUCGAAUUAUUUUCAAUUCCAAUAGUGGAAAAUUAAUUGUCGAAAAACAAAGUCAUUUGAUUAUUCUGAAUUUUCCAUCACGAAUGCCUAUUGAAGUUGAGUUACCUGAAGUGAUUCUCAAUGGAAUCGGAAGAAAACCAAUGAAAACAUUGAAAUCGAGAGAUUAUAUUUUAAUCUAUGAAAAUGAAGAUAUGAUAAGAAAUAUUCGACCAAAUGAACAAAUUCUAAAUGAAAUAAAUCUUGAUCCUGGAGGAAUCAUUGUUACUGCAAAAGCCAAUGCAAAUAAUGAUCAAAUUGAUUUUGUUUCGAGAUUUUUCACUCCUCAAUCAAGUAUUUUCGAAGAUCCAGUCACUGGUUCAGCACAUUGUUCGUUGAUUCCUUAUUGGAGUGAACAAUUACAAAAAACAACAAUGAUUGCUUUACAAAUAUCAAAACGAAUUGGCAAAAUCUUUUGUGAAAAUUUAACUGAUCGAGUUUUAAUCAGUGGAACAUGUCAAACUUAUUUAGAAGGACAAAUUUAUAUCAAUGAUCAUGAUGAAUAUUCUUUUCAUGAUAGAAUUAAAUAA